AUGACAUCCUUCCUCUGUCGGAUACAAAACUUGCCUUCUGUCAGGUCCACCUACCCUACUUCUUUACUUUUGCUACUUAUCUUCAUCAAAUCAACUUAUUCAUCACCAGUGUUUUUGAAACAAUCAUCACAAUUAAUCGAUUCCAAAGGCAUGAUGUUCCGGGCCGCUGCUUAUACGGACAUUAUCAAUCACAUCCUUAGGAGCAAGAUGGCUAUGAAUGCAUCGGCUUCAGCUUCAGCUGCUGCCGCCGCAGCCGCAGCUACUACCCACCCCGUUUUGCAGGAAAUGUCAUUGCCCGAAAAGAGUGCCAAAAUUGCAACCGUCAUCGGGCUUGUGUUCGCUCUCAUCGCCGUUGUUGUCAUUGCCAGUCUUGUUACAGCUUCUACUCUCAGCGUUUUGGCCUUCAACAAAAUCUACUUGCGUGUUAUUGCCGAUAGUGGUAAUGACAGGGAACAGCAAUACGCUAGGAUGGUUUUGAAUCUUCGACGUCGUCCAUACAAUAUGAUCUGUGCAUUCGUCUUCACGGGAAGUGCCAUGGCCGAAUUGAUCCCCUUGCUUAUUAGUUUGAUAAUGCAGGAAAUCUCGGAGGGAACUGUUUCCGGAAAUCUUAAUGCUCUUAGUAUUGUGAUCGCUGUCGUUCUAAUCAUCAUUUUCGUUGAGCUCUUACCACUCGGGUAUACUGUUCGAAAGGCCUUAUUUGUCAAUGCGUUUCUCAUUCGAUUCGCUCAACUCCUUCUUUGGAUCUGGUACCCAGUCACCUACCCAAUCGAUUGGACUCUAGACAAAAUCUACCAAUUGCGUCUUAGGUCCAAUCAGCGUGUUGACAGGCAGCCGAGAUUUGCGAACACCGAGGAGAGAUUCUUUAGAAAUGAAGAAUUGACCCGCUUCGUUGAACUCCACGCCAGACCAGUUAACCCUCCAACCAUCCAUGAAGGGGGAGAUGUUCACAGGACUGUUCCUGAAAUCUUGAAAGGUGCCUUUAGGGUUCAAAAUCUCAAGGCUAAGGAUAUCAUGCAUGGCUGGAGAGAUUUUCGUAUUGGAACUGAAGUCUUUUACAUGGACUCUAAAGUUAACCGGCAGAUGGCACUUGGGCUUUUUGGGUAUGGCGUUAAUGGCGCUGUUCUCAUGGAAGUCGAAGAUCCUCUUAAUCCAGACUAUGGCAAGGAUAUCGACAUGGUUCCCUUAAAUGGAAAGAAGGUUCGCGGUUUCAUCCACUGGACCAAAUUCGUUUCUGAUAUCGCUGAAGAUGAAACUCGAGCUAAGUUUAUUUCCCGAGAAGUUAUGCCCGUCGUGUAUGAUUGUUUUGGAGACCUUCUGGAACUCUUUUGCCUUCUUCACCACGGAUCUUGCAAAAUGGCCCUCGUUGUCACAACCCCACCAGCUAAAAACGACAAAGGCCGGGCCAACAUCCCGCCAUGCUCUGAUUACGCUGUUUCUAAAACUAGGAUCUUCUGGACCAACCAACCGCAUAUUUCUGCCUACGUCAAGCCCAUCGGUGUCAUCGCUUACCAGUCUCUUCUUAAAGCUAUUCUCAAGUAUCUCAGCCAGAGCACUUACAAAAUACCAGAUCCUAUGGAUAGGUUCAAGCCACACCGCUGGAAUACUCAAGAGAAACUUGCAGAGAUUGAUAAGAUGUAUGAAGAAAUUGCUGCAAGAGAAGAAGCUGAAAGGAAGGCCGCCGCCGAAAAAGAGGCUGCUGAGAGAGAAGCUGCUGAAAGAGAGGCUAACAUCGAAAAAGAGGCCGCUGAGAGGGAGGCCGCCGAGACAGUUUCUCAGGAUCAAGACCAAGGAACCGCUACUGGAAUCUUUGACAGGAUCUUGUCUCUUGGGACUCGCCGACGCAAGGGCGUUGUUGUUGAUGGGAGGAGCCCAGUUGGAAGUUCCCGUGGUAGCAUCUUUGAGGCUAUGGGGACAGAAAGGGUUAAUAAUGGGGAUGAUAGCGAGAACGAAACUUAG
Orbilia oligospora ATCC 24927 is the source of this 1956-nucleotide messenger RNA. RefSeq lists its product as uncharacterized. The record is from RefSeq and is a predicted model, not a curated record. Gene Ontology annotation, biological process: magnesium ion homeostasis. The transcript is spliced from 6 exons. The coding region runs from base 1 to 1956 and encodes 651 amino acids. Gene Ontology annotation, cellular component: intracellular membrane-bounded organelle. NCBI's taxonomy places the organism in Eukaryota, Fungi, Ascomycota, Orbiliomycetes, Orbiliales, Orbiliaceae.